Acaulospora morrowiae is the source of this 507-nucleotide messenger RNA. NCBI's taxonomy places the organism in Eukaryota, Fungi, Glomeromycota, Glomeromycetes, Diversisporales, Acaulosporaceae. The record is from the annotation of a GenBank genome assembly.
AUGUUCCAUCGAGAUUACCGAGAUCAGAUAUAUAAAUUGGUUAGAGAUUUAUCGGAUGUUCAAAAACAUUUAGCUUCUAAAGACGUAAUCGUAAUUCGGAAAAAGUUUGGCAUUGAGAGCAAUACGAUGCGACAAAUUCCGACUCCAGCUAAAGAUCUUAAUUUUCUCAAAAAAAAAAAGGUUAAAUUUCAACCACUUGGCGCUUUGGUGAAAGCAUUUUCUUCAGGGAUGAUUCAUUUACCACACAAGCCGUUAAGCGAGACCAGGUGGUGGAAGUUUGGAACCGUGAAAAAAGACGGGUCUCCUAUUGGCCCUAAUGGUUGUAAUGGCCCGAACGACCCAAACUAUUUAAUAACGAUCCCCGUCGCCGAUGUCUUUUUCGAUCCGCCGGUUCCUAAUAUUGCGUAUGUUCCAUUAGCACCACCUCCUCCUGCAGUCAUGACUACCAACUUUACUAUCGACCUAUACGAGGUUCAACAGAUAGUUUUGGAUUAUCAGAAAAAGUGA